AUGUCCCUCUUUGUUUCUUUGUUGCCAAGAGUUCAAGAGGACGGCAAACGAAAAUGCGAGCAGUAUUGGCCAGACGAGGGCACGGAGAUAUUCGUAUCCGCUACGCGUAGUGUUCGUGUCACCAAUGUGAAGGAAGUAACAUUCGGGAAGAACCUUAUCAGCCGCAUGCUGCUCAUUCAGCCUCUGAACGAAACUGUGCCUUUGCAAGUGACCCAGUACCACUACACAGAGUGGCCAGACUACGAAGUCCCAGACCUGGACACCUUCUACGAGUUGGUAACUGCGCAGAUGCGAUUUAUGCGUAAUCACUCCGUUAGUGCAGACCACGGGCCCGCGAUCGUUCACUGCAGGUAA
Messenger RNA from Mesocestoides corti, 354 nucleotides. NCBI's taxonomy places the organism in Eukaryota, Metazoa, Platyhelminthes, Cestoda, Cyclophyllidea, Mesocestoididae. The record is from the annotation of a GenBank genome assembly.